Messenger RNA from Triplophysa rosa, 2654 nucleotides. It is a transcript of the gene rab8b, whose product is annotated as RAB8B, member RAS oncogene family. Gene Ontology annotation, molecular function: GTPase activity; GTP binding. NCBI's taxonomy places the organism in Eukaryota, Metazoa, Chordata, Actinopteri, Cypriniformes, Nemacheilidae. The record is from RefSeq and is a predicted model, not a curated record. The coding region runs from base 6 to 785 and encodes 259 amino acids. Gene Ontology annotation, cellular component: endosome; synaptic vesicle; trans-Golgi network transport vesicle. The transcript has 8 exons. Gene Ontology annotation, biological process: protein secretion; protein localization to plasma membrane; regulation of exocytosis.
UCGGCAUGACGUCACGGGCGACACGCCCAACCUCUUCCUCUCUGCUGUGUUCACUAAAGUCGGAAACUGACGUUCAAUCGCAUCUUUUAUGUACCGUUAGUCGAAUACCGUUACUUUGCUACCGGCUUAAAGCGAGGUUGACAGACAGAAAUCAACAGGACAUGGCGAAAACAUACGACUAUCUGUUCAAACUGCUGCUGAUCGGAGAUAGCGGAGUGGGCAAGACGUGUCUGCUGUUUCGAUUCAGUGAAGACGCGUUUAACACCACGUUUAUCUCCACUAUAGGAAUAGACUUCAAAAUCAGAACAAUUGAGCUGGAUGGGAAGAAGAUCAAGCUGCAGAUCUGGGAUACAGCUGGGCAGGAGAGGUUUAGAACCAUCACCACAGCAUAUUACAGAGGAGCAAUGGGCAUUAUGCUGGUGUAUGAUAUCACAAAUGAGAAAUCAUUUGAUAACAUCAAGAAUUGGAUUAGGAACAUUGAAGAGCAUGCUUCUUCAGAUGUCGAACGGAUGAUUUUGGGGAACAAAUGUGACAUGAAUGACAAGAGACAAGUUUCGAAAGAAAGAGGAGAAAAGCUAGCUAUUGAUUAUGGAAUCAAGUUCCUGGAAACCAGUGCAAAAUCCAGCACAAAUGUUGAAGAGGCCUUUGUCACACUUGCUAAAGACAUCAUGACCAGACUAAACAGAAAAAUGAAUGAGAAUAACCCUUCAGGAGGCGGAGGAGCAGUGAAAAUCACAGAGAAUCGAUCCAAGAAGCCCAGCUUCUUCCGCUGCAUUCUCCUCUAACCAGGCAACUUCGGCCACCUCUGUGUGAAUGGUCUCAUUCCUCUGUGCGUGUCUGAGCUCAGUAUGUGUGAGCGUUUACAAUACCACUGGACUUUCAGCUGUUUGCUGCUGCAGAGAGCUCUGGCCUGCCUCUUCUUUACACACUGAAGGCCUGAAAGAUUAUGGUAGAUGAAAGACUCCCCAAAAGUCCCUUCCCCAAAAGUCCGUUUUAAACAAACAUAUCCACCGGUUAUCACCCCUUACCCCCCUAACCUCUCAGCCUGGGUCAGUCCCAAAAGUGUAGCCAGACUUAAAUCUUAAAAAGCUACUAUUUUUUAUUUUCUCAAAAAUAUCAUUAACUCGUUGCACAUAGACAAAUUUUAGUUACAUUGAUAAAGUGCUUUGUCACAGCACCAUUUAUUGAAGGAAAAUAUGCAAUGAGGUUACAGAAUAUUAACUCCUGCCUUUGUGCAGGUUUUUGGCAAUGAAGACUUUGGAUCUAAAGUAGCGAUUGAAGAACUAGAUGGUUUGACAGUUAAAGAGGUCAAACGGAAGGACAUGCAAUAUUUAUAUAUCUUUUAUUUUGAACUUUAUUUUUGGUUGUAUUUAAAGUCCAUUUUACGUGUAGUUUAUUACAGCUCCGUUUUUGCUAAGGUUAAGUUUGUGUUACUGUUCCAAAGCCGCAUUAAACUGUGGAAAUAAAAGCAAAGUUCCACAAGCUGCCGUCUUCCCCUUUGCUUGACCUUACAUCAUUAACCUUAACCCUAAAAGAGACCAAAGUAAACAGACAUUAUUACAACUGUGAUGGACUAACUGGUUUUUCACAGUCAACUUUCUAAUGCCAAUCAUACAGUAUGUAUUGAGAACAAAGAAUAAAGAAAGAAGGAUGAGACCCUAACGCUUGUUGAAGCAGCAGCCAGCUAGGCCCUGUAUAUUAGUACAUACAAUAUAUUACAUUUACUAAUGGUAUUAUAUUUUUAUACUCUACCAGCGUAAGCAUCUUUUACUUACCACUGCAUAUAAACCACCUAAAGCAUGUUAACCUGUGCUUUUGUGAGAUUGACUUAUUGUUAAUUUUUAAACUCAUGUUCAUGUCAUUGCAGUAUUCUGUCUUUUUGAAUUCCCUCUUUUAUAUGAGCGUGAAGUCGUGUAGUGUUUACAGUACCAUUGCAAUGUUGUUUUUUCUGUACGUCAUGCACUGUUACUUCUGUGUGUGUGGUUCUGUCCUAGAACCUCCUCACUGCAUAAACCACUGAGGUCCUGCCUCUGAACGCUGUCACUUUAAAAAAGAGUGCACAUAAAUCUUUUCAUUGAAGUGUUUUUUUUUUUUUAGCUUAUUGGUGUGUUACAAGGCCCAGAUAGUGUUGUAGACUUUUUUUAUUGUUUGCACUGAUUUUAGGGCUAAAAAUCUUUUGAAUUGAUUUAUAACUUGUAAAAAAAAUACUACACUUUCAUUAUCAAAUUAGUUCAAAUAUUCAUAUGGGCUUAGCUAGCACGAAAGCAUAGCAUUGUAACCACAAGGCAGCCCGUUGUGAUACGUUCCCCAAUGUUUGAGAUUGACACAUGAUUGAUUCUACACUUUAUGUUUAAGGGUGUACGUCUGCUUGAGUUCCAUUGGCAUCAGUUUGACAAAACUCCUGCUCAAAGUCAUGCCAUUUCAAUGGCCCUGGCCUGCAGUCAUGAUUUGAAUAUGUAUGGAAACACAUUUGCAUAUUAUACAAUGAAACGGUGACAGCACUCAACCUCCCAUAUGAACAUAAAGUCUUACUGACUAUUCAAUACAAAAUUAAUGUCAUAUUUUAUAAGGUCUUCCUUGAUUUUCUUGUCUUUUCUGCAAUAUGUCAGUGUUAACUGAUUAUGUAAAAAUAUUAAAAUAUCUUUUAUAAGUUA